Molecule: messenger RNA, 1383 nt
Organism: Mizuhopecten yessoensis (Yesso scallop)
Lineage: Eukaryota; Metazoa; Mollusca; Bivalvia; Pectinida; Pectinidae
Product: neural cell adhesion molecule 1-like
Exons: 4
Coding region: 1-1272 (423 amino acids)
Biological process (GO): cell-cell adhesion
Cellular component (GO): cell-cell junction
Molecular function (GO): cell adhesion molecule binding
Source: RefSeq, a predicted model, not a curated record
AUGAAGACAAUCAUUUUCUUUUCAUUAAAUGAUUCUGGAGAUCGGCCUAUUGUGGAUGUUCCAAAAUAUGUUGAAGUCAACGAAACAGAUGAGGUUAUAAUACAGUGUAACGUGUCGUCAAAUCCCCCAUCAAAGGUGACAUGGUCGGGACCAAAUGGCAAUAAGCUAUCAACAGGAACGACCUUGAACAUCAGUGAUAUAGGGCGUGCUGCCAUUGGUAACUACACGUGCAGAGCUGAGAACAAAAUUGGCAACGAUUCCGUCACAUCUAGGAUAUUUAUAAACGCACCUCCGAAAAUGUGUCUUUAUCCACGUGGAUUCACAGACCAAAGCCAAACUGUUAAAAUUAGAUGUGCGGCCACUGGAAUCCCGACUCCGAAUAUCUCCUGGUCUAAUGACUCUGAACUUAUCAUCACAAAUUCUUCCAAACACAGCCUUACAUCUAUGAUCAGCCCUGCCAACCCGUACCUAGUGUUUAGCACACUGACAGUCUUUGAUGUGGGAGACAGUGACGUUGUGGGACACACAUGUAGUAUUGAAAACAAACACGGAAACAUUCAGAAAACGUUCAGAAUUCGUCGGAAGUUAAAAUGUAGAUGCCGAAGUCGUUACUUAAAGAAUUGUGUUCCAUUGAAUUACACACAGGAUGAGUUACAACAAGAAAUGGAACAAACAAGAGAAGAGCUGAUAGUGAAAAACCCAACACCAAAAUUGAUGAAAAGAACAAGUGCCAACGACGAACGUGCAUCUGCAAAAUAUAUUGGAAUACUAGGCGUUGUUGUCAUCGCUGGUGCAGUCAUAUUGAUCAUUGGGUCAGACCUUCAUGGAUAUUUUUAUAACAUUAAGCCAAACCUUAAACCCAAAACAAAAAAGAAGAACCAGAGCAAGAAAACAAAUUUUGAGAAACAGAGAAACUCUUGUUCUUAUGACAACCAGAUCUUGAGAUCUAACAGAAAAAGAGCACUGGUACCAAAAGUCGUGAAUCAAUGCAAUAAAAAAAAACAGUCCUCCAAAUCCAAGAGCAAUGAAAUAGCAUCAGCAUCGUGGGACAACCAGCAACCGACUUCAUCACAGGACAACCAACAACCAUCCACUUUACAGAACAAACAGCAAUUAUUUGUAUCACAGGACAACCAACAACCGACUUCAUCACGACACAACCAACAACAACCUUCAUCAAGGAGCAAUAAACAACCACCUUCAUCACGGAGCAACAAACAAUCACCUUCAUCACGGAGCAACAAACAAUCACCUUCAUUACGACACAACUAACAACAACCUUCAUCACAAGACAACUAACAACAACCUUCAUCACGGAGCAACUAACAACAACCUUAAUCACGGAGCAACAAACAAAAUCACCUUUAUCACAAGACAACUAAC